CCAGAAACAAUCCAAAAAGUGAAUUUAAAACCCACACAUAUAUAGGCAAUAUUAAUAAAAAAUUAUUACUAACCAAUUGUAAUAUAUUGUUCCUUCCCCAUCCAUUACCGUUUAUCCGUUUAUUUAUUUUUCUGAUUAUCAAUUAGAAUACUGUUUUAUUUGUGCAGGUAAGCUAAAUAGUAGUAACGCUCGUUACAAUGGGCUUGUUUGUUCGUCUGCCAAUUAUAAGGAUAAUAAUAUAAAUUGUAAUACGGCAGUAUUAUUGAUGACAUCAUGACUAAUUAUCUUCUAAAAAAUAAGUAUACUGAUAAUGCUGCCAUUUUUUACGUGUGUAGCACCGUGCUAUGUGCCAAGGACAACCGACAGACUAUCAGAAUUGACAUGUCGUGACCGCCGCCAUUUGACCAACGCGAGAAUACUCGGAUGGAAAGGUAUAUCGCACCCAGGACUGACAUGGCACUACGACCAUGAGCUCAACGCCAUGACAUGCCUAGGCUACUCCUGCCCUAUUUACACAGAAUUUAACCCGACCGCCCACAACCAAAACAGCUGUCUCUCCGUCCACCGCUCCUGCUACACGCUUCUAGCGGAACAGCUGGAGCGCAUAGAGGGCUCCCUGGGCAGCUGUAAUCUCCUCCAACGCCUCUUGCCGCAUAUAGAUUCCCGCGGAAUACUGUCUAUGGAUAAGUGUCGCAAGAUAAAAAAACAGAGAUCGCGAAUGAAUUUUCACUUGUCACGCACCAACACGGCCACCACGGCCACUACAGCCACCAUCACAAAUACUACUAUGGCUUGGUCAAUGUGCGAUCCAACGGACUUGCCCAAUAUUGAUAUUUUGAGUCCAAGAUCUGAGGCCAUGGGACUGUCACCUGUCCGGUUUGCUGAUACUGAGAGCAAAAUGUACAUGGCAGAAAAACACACUAUCUCCCAACAGCUAUUGACCCCGCCCAUGUCCCCGAUGAAUACCUCCAUGGAACAAUUUGACAUUGCACCAAUCUUCACUCUAUUAACAUUGCCGGUCCCUAUAUUGCUCGGUAUAUUCUCAUACUUGCAGUUUCAUGAGAUUCUGGCAUUGUCACAGAGCUGUUCGGUGCUCAGGAGAUAUUUUUCAGCAGAGUCUCAGGUCUGGUCGCAGAUGUGCCAGUCGACGCUAAAGUUUACGCCAAAGUUGUUACAUAACAGGCAGUUGGCUGAGUAUUAUUUGAGAGUGCGCGGGAAUGAAAGAAUGGAAACAAAGGUUUUGGUGCAAAGGAAACAUGUUGAAAAGGUUAUUCAACAAUUCAUGCACUCCAAGCUAGUCAAAUAACAUGAUCAAACACUUUUUAUAUAUAUAAUU
Molecule: messenger RNA, 1336 nt
Organism: Kickxella alabastrina
Lineage: Eukaryota; Fungi; Kickxellomycota; Kickxellomycetes; Kickxellales; Kickxellaceae
Exons: 2
Coding region: 311-1306 (331 amino acids)
Molecular function (GO): protein binding
Source: RefSeq, a predicted model, not a curated record